UCUUCUUUCUCGGGCGAAUCACAACGCAACGAGCCUCCCAUUUCACCCAAUUUUCCCAAAUCUUCUGAUUUUUAAUCUCCUCUGAACCCUAAUCCCAAAUCCUCAAUCGAUUUCCUCUGUUUCUGCCUGAAAUACAUCCCAAUUCGUACUUUUCGUUUUCUCGGUUUUCGCCGAAAAACCUGCAGAAAUGGUCAUUCCAUUUCCGAUUUGCGCAUAAUUGAUACAUUUCGAAGGUCUAAUGCUGCAAAUUGUGAUAUUUUGAUCAAAAGUGGAGAUCCAAAAGCAGCAUUUGGGGUUGAGACAAUGUCGAAUUUAUACAGAGGGGAUUUCAAUCAGAAGAUCGAUUACGUGUUCAAAGUUGUACUAAUUGGGGAUUCCGCGGUGGGUAAAUCCCAAUUGCUGGCUAGGUUUGCCAGAAAUGAGUUCAAUUUGGAAUCGAAAGCCACAAUUGGUGUCGAAUUCCAGACCAAAACACUCGUCAUUGAUCACAAGUCCGUCAAGUCGCAGAUUUGGGAUACUGCUGGCCAAGAAAGGUAUCGAGCAGUGACGAGUGCUUAUUACCGGGGUGCAGUAGGUGCAAUGCUGGUUUAUGACAUGACUAAACGACAAUCGUUCGAUCACAUGGCCAGGUGGCUCGAGGAGCUAAGAGGGCAUGCUGAUAAAAACAUUGUUAUAAUGCUGGUCGGGAAUAAGUGCGAUUUGGGGACUAUUUGUGCAGUUCCAUCUGAAGAUGCUCGGGAAUUUGCCGAGAGAGAGAAUUUGUACUUUAUGGAGACAUCAGCGCUCGAAUCUAAAAACGUGGAAAGUGCUUUCAUGACGAUUUUGACGGAGAUUUAUCGGAUUGUGAGUAAGAAAACUCUGGUUGCUAACGAUGCUUCUUCGACAUCUUUGACAAGUACUAAGAUUAUCGUUCCUGGUCGGGACGGAGAUGGUAAUGGAAAGAGUGGCUGUUGUAUAUGACUUCUUGAUUCAGUUCCUUUUUUUUCGUUUGGAAACUGUCUUGUAUCGACGAAAAAAAUUAUAAUAAUGAUAAUCGAGUCAUAUUUUAUUG
Messenger RNA from Erythranthe guttata (spotted monkey flower), 1051 nucleotides. RefSeq names its product ras-related protein RABA4d. The record is from RefSeq and is a predicted model, not a curated record. Lineage: Eukaryota; Viridiplantae; Streptophyta; Magnoliopsida; Lamiales; Phrymaceae. Gene Ontology annotation, molecular function: GTP binding; GTPase activity.